Molecule: messenger RNA, 641 nt
Organism: Laetiporus sulphureus 93-53
Lineage: Eukaryota; Fungi; Basidiomycota; Agaricomycetes; Polyporales; Laetiporaceae
Exons: 2
Coding region: 99-452 (117 amino acids)
Source: RefSeq, a predicted model, not a curated record
UCGUUGCGAGGACCCACCAGCGACAUGGGUGUGCUCUGCGGUGCGGAAAUAGUUAGGCUGAAGGGGUAGCAGCAGCAACGCGGGCGGGAAGCAACGAGAUGGAUAUUACAGAAAUGAAGUCAAUUGAACGAUUAAAGCGGCAGGUCCGAGAGCAUGAAUCUGUCCAGCGGAAGCUUAUGUCACCCGAUAGCCGCCCGCUUUCCCUCUUUGAACGGGUCCUCCUCUUCCUCUCCUUCCUUCUGAACGCCGUGCUCCCUCUUCCGCCCCGUCACCCUGUAGGACACGCCCUCUCCCUCGAGGCAGGCCUUUGCGCCCAUCUGGCCAGCCAGAGUCACGCCAACCCUCAUUUCCUGGCGUGCGUUCCGUUCUGGACUGCUUCACGCACUGAAGGAGAGAAGAGGAACCCCGGCAUCAAGGCAUCCUCGCUCAGGCGUCAUCACACGCACACUUAGCCACCUCUUUCCAUUUAUCUUGCCCUAGUAUUGAGCAGUGCUCCAACCCGAACCCUCUAGUCAUCAUGCCUGUGGUGUCAAGGCCUCAACGGACCGAAGCGAUCCAGGCGAAAUACAAUGUCACAAUAGACUUUCCCCACCUCGGCCUGCAUUCUGCGGCUGCUAACGGUAAUCUGGGACUGGUGAAAU